Messenger RNA from Diorhabda carinulata, 1784 nucleotides. RefSeq names its product juvenile hormone esterase-like. Bases 65 to 1747 code for a protein of 560 amino acids. The transcript is spliced from 11 exons. The record is from RefSeq and is a predicted model, not a curated record. NCBI's taxonomy places the organism in Eukaryota, Metazoa, Arthropoda, Insecta, Coleoptera, Chrysomelidae.
ACUAUUAGUUUCAUAUACUUGGAUAGAUUGAAUCAUUUUCUUGUGAAACAUUUAUUUGAAAAAAAUGUAUUUUAUAAUUAAUUUUGGUGUUUUUUUAGGUAUUUUAUUAUGUGUGUAUGGUGAAAAAAUUCUGCUACAAACUCCAAGUGGUCUAAUAAUGGGAACAAAAGAGUACGGCUUACAUGGAACCACCUUUUACGCUUUUCAGCAAGUACCUUAUGCAAAACCUCCAAUAGGAAAUCUACGUUUUGCGGAUCCAGAACCUGCCGAAAAAUGGAAAGGUAUCCUAGAUGCUACCAAAAGUAAUAAAAUUUGUUAUCAACAAAAUAAUAUGUUGGGUUUAGAGCUUCUAGAAGAAAUGGAAACUGAAGAUUGUUUAUAUUUGAACGUAUAUACCCCAAAAAAUCCUUCUAACAACUCUUCACUACCUGUGCUAAUUUAUAUCCACGGAGGUGGAUUUGUAUCAGGUUCGGGAAACUUUGAUUUUUUUGGACCUCAUUAUUUUAUGGAACAUAAUAUAAUUCUUGUUACUCCCAAUUACCGUUUGGGGCCGUUUGGCUUCCUGACUACUGGAGAUGAGAUAAUACCUGGUAAUUUUGGAUUAAAAGAUCAGCAGCUUGCUUUAAAAUGGGUGAAAAAUAACAUUAAAUAUUUUGGAGGCAAUCCUCAAGAAGUUACUCUAUUUGGACAAAGUGCAGGUGCAGCAUCUGUUACUUUUCAUCUCUUGAAUAAAGAAUCAGCCAGUUUAUUUAGAGCUGCAAUAGCUCAAAGUGGCUCAAUGUUGACUCCUUGGUCAUUUCAAAGAGACCAUAAUGAAAUAGCAUAUAAAGUGGGGUGUGGUUUAGAUAACAAUUUUAAAAAUACCAAUACUUCUCAAGAUCUAUUGAAAAUUUUAAGAAGUAAACCAGCUAGUGAUAUUAACAGAGUUGCAGCAAGUUUUAAGGAAUCUAUUGAAAACGACCAAAUACUACAAGGAUUUUGGUUUACACCUACAGUUGAACCUGCACAUCCGAAAGCAUUUAUAACUGAGAAACAGUUUAUGGCCCUAGAAAAUGGAAAAUUGAGUAAAGUUCCACUUAUGAUUGGCAUCACAUCUGAAGAAUUGAUUUCUAAAGCUAAUGACCCUUAUUUUCUGUCAAAGCUGCAACAAUAUGAUAACGAUCUUUCAAUGCUUAUUAACAAAAAUAUGCAUAUUGAAGACCGUUUAGCGAAAAGAGAAGCGGGUGAGACUCUACGACGUAUAUACACUGACGGAUUACUACAUGAUAAUCCAGGACUCGCGGUAAGGCUUUUUAGUGACAUAUCAUUUAAUAUGCCGAUUAUCACACACGCAAAGAUUCAAUCGAAAUUCAGCAGAGUCUAUUUCUAUCAAUUCUCCUAUAGUGGAUUGCUUGGUGGGAUCAGACCAAAUAUAGAUGGUGCUGAUAGAACUGGACACUCUGAUGACAAUCAUUAUCUAUGGACAAACUUCAAAAAAAUCACGCUAGAGAAUUAUUCAGAGGCAGAUGUAAUUGCUAGUAUUAGAUUUCGAACACUUAUAACAAAUUUUGUCAAAUAUUUGAACCCAACACCCCAACUAUCUGAACUUUUUGACAACGUCAUAUGGCCUACAGUUAACUUCGAUGACUUCAAAUAUUUAGACAUAAAUGAUACAAUGAGUAUCAAAAGAAAUCCUAAAGGAGACGUCUAUCCAAAGCUGGUGAAUUUUUAUGAAACGAUGGCUGUUAAGCCGUUUGACACAUUUUGAACAAAUUUAGAGUAAAUGAUAACUUGUAUUAUGAUAA